Amyelois transitella is the source of this 1227-nucleotide messenger RNA. RefSeq names its product dopamine receptor 1 (gene Dopr1). Gene Ontology annotation, biological process: adenylate cyclase-activating adrenergic receptor signaling pathway. Gene Ontology annotation, cellular component: membrane. NCBI's taxonomy places the organism in Eukaryota, Metazoa, Arthropoda, Insecta, Lepidoptera, Pyralidae. The transcript has 7 exons. The record is from RefSeq and is a predicted model, not a curated record. Gene Ontology annotation, molecular function: G protein-coupled receptor activity. Bases 1 to 1227 code for a protein of 408 amino acids.
AUGGAGUUCGUCUCUAUAUUUCCUACAAAUGUGGCGCUAGAAGAGAAUGAGACGACGGUGGAUUUCGAAGAUGGGGAACCAGACGCGGUGACGCUGCUCUCGAUACUGCUCGUCGGCAUAUUCCUAUCGCUCCUGAUUUUCCUGAGCGUCGCCGGCAACAUUUUGGUCUGCAUCGCGAUCUACACAGAUCGCGGGCUGCGGCGCAUUGGCAACUUGUUCCUCGCGUCUCUGGCGAUUGCCGACAUGUUAGUUGCCGCAGCCGUCAUGACUUUUGCUGGCGUCAACGAUUUGCUUGGGUACUGGGUGUUCGGCGAGCAGUUCUGCGACACGUGGGUAGCCUGUGACGUCAUGUGUUCCACCGCAUCCAUCCUAAAUCUGUGCGCCAUCUCUCUCGACAGAUACAUACAUAUCAAGGACCCUCUAAGAUACGGUCGCUGGGUCACCCGUCGGGUGGCCAUCAUCACGAUAGCCAUGAUCUGGAUACUGGCUGCCCUCGUCAGUUUCCUGCCCAUCUCGCUGGGGCUCCACCGGCCUGACGAGGAAGCCCUAGCCACUCAGAGACCGCCGCGGUACCCCACGUGCGCUCUAGUCUUGACUCCGACGUACGCGAUCGUGUCUAGCUGCAUAUCAUUCAUACUGCCUUGUAUCGUGAUGAUCAGCAUAUAUUGCAGAUUGUACUGUUACGCCCAGAAGCAUGUGAAAUCUAUCCGCGCCGUCACCCGGACGGUCCAAAUGCCGGACAACAGGACCAAGUCCGUCCGCACGAGGGUGCACACGCACGUGCACUCGUCCCCGUACCACGUGUCGGACCACAAGGCCGCCGUCACUGUCGGCAUCAUCAUGGGAGUGUUCCUCUUGUGCUGGGUGCCGUUCUUCUGCGUCAACAUCGUCGCUGCGUUCUGCAAGACUUGUAUACCAGACCUCGCCUUCAAAAUCCUGACCUGGCUCGGCUACUCCAACUCUGCCUUCAACCCGAUCAUCUACUCCAUCUUCAACACAGAAUUCCGGGAAGCCUUCAAGAAGAUCCUUACCUCCAGGUACCCCCCAUGCUGUGGCUACCAGACAGUCAGAGCCAACACACCUACAAGAAACGACAACUUCGUCACUGACUACGGAACGAAGACUUUAGUAGUCCGAAGAAGUGGCUCUUUAGGUCUUUCCGGAGUAGACCCUACUCCUAGGUCUUCAGCGGAGUCAGUCAGACCUCUCAGGGAUUAUCACAUCUGA